Suillus clintonianus is the source of this 343-nucleotide messenger RNA. RefSeq lists its product as uncharacterized. The record is from RefSeq and is a predicted model, not a curated record. Bases 103 to 324 code for a protein of 73 amino acids. The transcript has a single exon. NCBI's taxonomy places the organism in Eukaryota, Fungi, Basidiomycota, Agaricomycetes, Boletales, Suillaceae.
UUUCACCGUUUUGUGUUUUCACUGCCCAUGUCAUCAACCUCGUUGUGCAGUGAAAGUCCGAGUCGCAAUGAAGAUGAUCGCCAGUUCCCACUCACCUCAUAGAUGACCCUGACGACCGUGCCACUUUCGCUGAUGAGCCUGUCUAGUCUAAUCAUACACGUCUAUCGCGCCGAAUGGCCCUCAAAGUUGACAACAACAACAUGGAAAUACAUAUGUGGCCAAUGGCCAUCACCUAUACCCUCAACCUCUUCUCUCCCUCUCAAACUCCAUUUACACAUAUCCCUACCCCCGUCUUCUCCUACCGCUCAUUCCACCCACCACUAAGCCCAGCCUCCAUCGUCGG